GGAGGGCGGCCAGAAGCCCAGCGUGCGUUUGCGCGCUGUUACCGACUCGUCGACGCCUACGGAAUUGUGCUGGUAGAUGGGUACUUCGACUGCUUUGUUUUGAAGUCUGACAGUCUGCCCGAAAAUUUUUCAGCGGUGAGGAAAUUAAGCAGCCAGUCUCUUUGCACUAGGUGCUUGAAGCAAAACUUUGAGCCGAACCCCGGAAACGAGAUGCUGCAAGUGUCCUUCUUCGCCUUUGCAGCGCAGAGUUAAUGCCGAUCCUGGCGGAGUUGGUUCACUGGUCAGCGCCCAACGCGGAGCAAAACUUUCAGCGAGUUCGCGAUGCCUAUGAGGUUCUUUCUGACGAUUCCCGCCGGCGUGAGUAUGACCGGCAGCUAACUCCGCAGUCGGGCCCGAGGGUCACUCGAACUCACUACUAUCGCUGGCAGCCAGGAGGCAUGCCUCGUACACAGGGUGGGUUUACCAACGAGGAAGCAGCCAGAGCUCGACAGGAGCACGAGGAGCUUCGCCGACGAGCUGAAGCGCAGUUCUUCGUGCAGUUUAACCAGUACCGGUAUCGGAGAAGCUUGUCGGAGUCACUCUUUCGAUUUCUGCCGCUGUUUUUGCCAGUUUGGACCGUCCUGAUGCUUUACUCCUUCUACCGUCGGAGCAAGAACAUUGAGCAGGGCUCUCCCGCAGAGAGCUUGCUGUUUGACCAGGAAGGCAAAGCAUUUGCACGUGAUGCGUAUGGCAGGCUUCAUCGGAUGCCUGAUUUGGACCGCCAAAGAUAGCACUCAGCUUGCAGCCUGAAUGGUCAGCGUCAGUUUGCGGAAGACGAACAGCUCUAACUUACAAUCCACCCAAUCCAACUGAAUCCAGUUGUUUCGAAGGUGGAGCUUACAAGCACAAUCCUUUGUAAAAAGAAUCCCUUUUUGUCCUCCACGGAAAAAGAGCAACCCCUUUACAUGACUUCACCUCAAAGAGAGCUGAAACUGCAAAGAUGCAAAGCAACUUUGCACUCCUCAGCAUCUUUCAGAGGAUCUCCGCAAUGACCAUUAAGAUGCUCAAUUUUGAGAUUGCAAGACAUUGUGGAUCUGAAUUGAUUUAGUGUGCUCCAGCCAUUGAGGAGCAAGGUAGUUGUUUUCUGAGAAACUCUGCCCUACUUGGCUUAGAGACACGGCGAUUUAUGAUCCCUUCGAACAGUUUGUGCAGACGGUUUGCCUCUUAGAUGGCUUGGUCAAUGAUUUUCAGCGUGUCGCAUCCCUGCGGUACAGUGACAGUGACAAAUCUGUCAAAAAGAUGUUGCCAAACACAGCCAUAGACGGACCAUGACUUCUCAACAAACUGAGAAAACCAAAAACAG
Molecule: messenger RNA, 1342 nt
Organism: Durusdinium trenchii
Lineage: Eukaryota; Dinophyceae; Suessiales; Symbiodiniaceae
Source: the annotation of a GenBank genome assembly